Marmota flaviventris (yellow-bellied marmot) is the source of this 1541-nucleotide messenger RNA. It is a transcript of the gene Gmpr, whose product is annotated as guanosine monophosphate reductase. NCBI's taxonomy places the organism in Eukaryota, Metazoa, Chordata, Mammalia, Rodentia, Sciuridae. Gene Ontology annotation, cellular component: GMP reductase complex. The record is from RefSeq and is a predicted model, not a curated record. Gene Ontology annotation, molecular function: GMP reductase activity. Gene Ontology annotation, biological process: nucleotide metabolic process.
AGCCCCUUGGCGGCCGUGCCACGCACGCGCCCCGCACCGCCCUUGCCCCUCGCAGGCCGUGGCACUGUCGCCACCUCCGCCGCAGGAAGGAGCCGGCCGCCCUGCCGCGCCAGCACCAUGCCCCGCAUAGAUGCGGACCUCAAGCUCGACUUCAAGGAUGUCCUGCUCCGACCUAAGCGGAGCAGCCUCAAGAGCCGAUCCGAGGUGGAUCUCGAGCGUACCUUUACAUUUCGAAACUCAAAGCAGACGUACAAAGGGAUUCCCAUCAUUGUGGCCAACAUGGACACCGUGGGGACAUUUGAGAUGGCAGUCGUGAUGUCACAGCACUCCAUGUUUACAGCGGUUCAUAAGCAUUACACCCUGGAAGAGUGGAAGGUUUUUGCCUCAAAGCACCCGGAAUGUCUUCAGCACGUGGCUGUGAGUUCGGGCAGUGGACAGAAUGAUCUGGAAAAGAUGAGCAGCAUCCUGGAAGCUGUGCCGCAGGUGAAGUUCAUCUGCCUGGAUGUGGCCAACGGCUAUUCCGAACACUUUGUGGAGUUCGUGAAACUGGUCCGGGCCAGGUUUCCCGAGCACACCAUCAUGGCAGGGAACGUGGUGACAGGAGAGAUGGUGGAGGAGCUCAUUCUCUCGGGAGCAGAUAUCAUUAAAGUGGGAGUUGGGCCAGGUUCUGUGUGCACCACCCGCACCAAGACCGGGGUGGGCUACCCGCAGCUGAGUGCAGUGAUCGAGUGUGCGGACUCCGCCCACGGCCUCAAGGGGCACAUCAUCUCUGACGGAGGCUGCACCUGUCCAGGAGACGUCGCCAAAGCCUUUGUUGGCCUAAGUCCUGGCCCGGGUCUGGUUCUGGUCUGUGGCAGAGGAAGCCAGGUGCUCAGGAAAUGCAUCUGCAGUGACGUUCUGCAAGCCAGGAGAGCUGGAGCAGAUUUUGUCAUGCUGGGAGGGAUGUUCUCUGGCCACACCGAGUGUGCAGGGGAAGUGAUCGAGAGGAACGGGCAGAAACUCAAGCUCUUCUACGGGAUGAGUUCCGAGACGGCCAUGAAGAAGCACGCGGGGGGCGUCGCCGAAUACAGAGCCUCUGAAGGCAAGACGGUGGAAGUGCCUUACAAAGGGGGUGUGGAAAACACUAUUCUGGAUAUUCUUGGGGGACUGAGGUCGACCUGCACCUACGUGGGGGCCGCCAAACUCAAAGAGCUCAGCAGGAGAGCGACGUUCAUCCGGGUGACCCAACAGCACAACACCGUGUUCGGUUAAUGCAGAGAUGGAGUGACAUCCCACUGGAAAGGAAGCCCCCGUGCCACCUGCUUCUCCCACCUCUCCCGGCUUCUGGCUGCUCCGAAUGGUGGUGUGCUGCGUCCUUCCUCCCCCUCCUGCCUGGAGGCUUUGGGGCUCUCCCUCAUGCCUUGGGGCCCAGAAGCAGGGCACCGCUGGGCCAGCAGUCAGAUCCCAGCUGCCCAGGGUGCACAGCCUUAUUGUUCAAUCCAAUAACUUGCACCUUUUUUGGAAAAAAAAAAUCAUUUUAAUACAAUGCUGUUGAGACUUGA